CGCUUGUGUUGUCAGUAAAUGCGCCGACACGGGACUGACUGCCUGUCCGUUUGUAAUUUCUUUAUUUACGUUACCAUACCACUGCUGCUUUUUACAGUCUGAGCCAGCGUAGCCCCUCCCCGGAAGUGUUGUAGCGUGGGCCGUCACGGGGCGCUCGGCUCUCCCUCUGUCCCCCCUCUCUCUCCCUCUCCAGCGUCGUCAUCAUCGUCCUCAUCGUCCUCACCGGCGACAGCGUCAGCAGCCAUGUCUGGGUUUAACCUGCUGCACCUGAUAUCCAAGAGCCAGCCUGUGGCUCUGCGGCCAUGCGGCCUCCCCUCAGGAACAUGCCGUACCAAGAAGACCUGGCCAGUGUCGUUCUCUCAGGAGGACCUGAGGAAACGCCUGACGCCCAUGCAGUUCCACGUCACUCAGGAGAAAGGCACUGAGAGUGCCUUCAGAGGAGAGCUGACCGACAACAAGGAGGAGGGCACCUACGCCUGCGUCGUGUGCGGCUCACCUCUGUUCACGUCAGACAAGAAAUUUGACUCCGGGUCAGGUUGGCCCUCCUUCUUCGACCUGAUCAAAGAGGAGUCCGUCGCCGUGACGGAUGACUUCUCCUAUGGGAUGCACAGGGUGGAGACCACCUGCGGCCAGUGCGGCGCGCACCUGGGACACCUGUUUGACGACGGCCCCCGCCCGACGGGGAAACGCUACUGCAUCAACUCUGCCUCGCUGGCCUUCCAGUCCAAGAGGGACGCCCUCAGCGCCUCCAGCCCCCCCACUGACGGGGAGGGGGCCGGGGCCUCUGGGGGCCCUCCCACGGGGGGGAAACCAGAGCUUUGAGACCGGCGGGAACUUGGACAGACACCAGGAACCCAAACACGGCCACUCCAUAUCCAAACUCAGGACUUCAAAUUGAGAAUUUCUGUGAUUUGCCAGAAAGAGUAAUAGUUUAAACCAAGGAAUGCGCUACUGUCUUUUCGCCUAUCAAAUGAUGUCAGAUCUGUGUUCAACUCGAGAAUGGGAGGGGCCCCUUUAAAGAAGUGAAAGGAGCAGGACCCUAGACUCUACUCCACCCCAGACACAGACCAAAUACUUCCCAACCAUAAUAUAUCAGCCAGAGAACUCCACAAUCUGAAAUAACACAGGCCCAAAUCGUCAGCUCAAGGACCCAUUGUGUUACCAUAGCCAAAAGCUGCCCAGGCACCAAGAAACAACCGCCUGCCUUAAUUCCCCAGGUCUGCACAAUAGAACUCUAGUCUGAGGUCUCAAACUUGGCCUCACAUUGCUCAUAUUGUCCUAGAAACGUAGAAGAAAGGUUUUGAUAAUACACGUCCAUGUGCUGUCUUAUUUUUCGCCUCUCAAUGUACCGAAAGCCCUUUACUUGGAAGUGAAUUAUACAUGUGUACUUUCUGUGAGCAAUGUGUUAUUUUUUGAAGUGAUAUUUGAUCCGGAGAGGUGGAGGGUUUAAGGCAAAGCGCUAUGCAAGUGCUCCUGUGAGUUGUAAAAUAAGCAUCAAGCCGAGAACAAAGCAUUCUUUCACAUAAAACGGAACAGAUGACAAAUGUUUAGUCUGAACACAAAAUAUACCCUGGCUUUUUUAAGGGUGCGUUUCCCACUCCCUGUACCUUUGGGGGCUCACUGCGUUGAGUUGAGUAUUUUCUCUGGGUUUUCAUUCACCGAAUGCGUUGACAAGGGAUAUCGGAGAUUUGUUGAAUAAAAACGUGAAAACA
Messenger RNA from Hypomesus transpacificus, 1712 nucleotides. It is a transcript of the gene msrb3, whose product is annotated as methionine sulfoxide reductase B3. Gene Ontology annotation, cellular component: cytoplasm. Gene Ontology annotation, molecular function: peptide-methionine (R)-S-oxide reductase activity. The coding region runs from base 244 to 822 and encodes 192 amino acids. The record is from RefSeq and is a predicted model, not a curated record. The transcript has 7 exons. Gene Ontology annotation, biological process: protein repair; response to oxidative stress. Lineage: Eukaryota; Metazoa; Chordata; Actinopteri; Osmeriformes; Osmeridae.